Cyanidioschyzon merolae strain 10D is the source of this 843-nucleotide messenger RNA. RefSeq names its product probable peptide methionine sulfoxide reductase. NCBI's taxonomy places the organism in Eukaryota, Rhodophyta, Bangiophyceae, Cyanidiales, Cyanidiaceae. Bases 1 to 843 code for a protein of 280 amino acids. The record is from RefSeq and is a predicted model, not a curated record. Gene Ontology annotation, cellular component: cytoplasm. The transcript has a single exon. Gene Ontology annotation, biological process: cellular response to oxidative stress. Gene Ontology annotation, molecular function: peptide-methionine (S)-S-oxide reductase activity.
AUGGCGUUUCUGGCACCUGGUUUCCUCUCCUUGCGUUGCGUUUUCAUAUCCAGGACAAGAUACAUUCGUUUCACCAACCGCGCGCUCGCUUUGCGACAGUGUCGAUACACGAGAACUCGCUCUAGUCGUGGCACGAGCUCGCUUGCGAUGGGCCUUUUCAGUGGCCUGUUUGGACGCGAGAGCGCUUCACCGGCCGCAGGGUCACGAAAACCGAUGCCUGUUCCCGAGAAACACUACGUUCUGGGGACACCGUUGAAGACCGUUCCAGAGGGCAUGCGCGUGGCUGUUUUCGGGGGCGGCUGUUUCUGGGGACUGGAACGGCGCUUCUUCCAGACACCAGGCGUGUACAGUACCGCUGUGGGGUACGCAGGCGGCAGCUUGCCGGACCCGACCUACUACGAGGUAUGCUCAGGGCGCACUGGACACGCUGAGGUGGUGAGAGUGGUCUAUGAUCCUCAGAAAGUCGAUUAUUUGACGCUGCUCGACGUGUUCUGGUCUGCGCACGACCCGACCCAGUUGAACCGACAGGGAAACGACGUCGGCACGCAGUACCGCUCCGUGAUUAUCUAUGCGGAUGAUGAACAAAAGCGACUUGCGGAAGCAACACGGGCUGCGUUCGACAAGACGUUAAGAGAGAACGGGUACGGAAGGAUUGUCACCGAGCUCCUACCUGCCGCUGAUAACCCGUUUUACUUUGCAGAGGAAUACCAUCAGCAGUACUUGGCGAAGAACCCGGGUGGCUACUGUGGACUGGGCGGGACAAGACUGUAUAAUCCCGAGGCGAUACGAAGCGCGCUGAAAGAGAUGGAGGCGGCAGCAGCAGCAGCAGCAGCGCGUGAGUGA